Bipolaris victoriae FI3 is the source of this 363-nucleotide messenger RNA. RefSeq lists its product as hypothetical. NCBI's taxonomy places the organism in Eukaryota, Fungi, Ascomycota, Dothideomycetes, Pleosporales, Pleosporaceae. The record is from RefSeq and is a predicted model, not a curated record. The coding region runs from base 1 to 363 and encodes 120 amino acids. The transcript has 2 exons.
AUGAGAACCUCAUUUGUCGUCGCAGCUCUCGCAGCUUGCGCUGCUGCGCUUCCAAAUGCACUUCCCAAGGCGAAUGGAAAUGAGCCCCCCAGAGAUCUCAAGUACCGCAGUGCUGAGGCGGAUGCCAGCGCUUCUAUCUCGCCCCCAAGAGACAUUAAGUACCGCAGUGCUGAGGCGGAUGCCAGCGCUUCUAUCUCGCCCCCAAGAGACAUUAAGUACCGUAGUGCUGAGGCGGAAGCGGACGCCAGCGCUUCCAUCUCGCCCCCAAGAGAUAUCAAGUACCGCAGCGCUUCCAUUUCACCCCCAAGAGACAUCAAGUACCGUAGUGCUUCUAUCUCGCCCCCAAGAGAUAUUAAGUACUAA